AUCAGCCGCCGAGCCAGGAUCGGUGCGGGUCCCGCCAGGAUGGCCGUGCGCGACCGGCAACACCCUCGGCGAUAGGGCCCGCCGCAGCCAUGGCCCAGAGGCUGGUGGGGGGCUCGUCUGCCCCCCAGGGGGAAGACUUCUCCUUCGUCAGCCCCCUGGUCAAAUACCUGCUUUUCUUCUUCAACAUGGUUUUCUGGAUGAUCUCCAUGGCGAUGGUGGCAGUGGGAGUCUAUGCCCGCUUGAUGAAGCAUGCAGAAGCGGCCAUGGCUUGCCUCGCCGUGGACCCUGCCAUCCUGCUGAUCGUCGUCGGCAUCCUGAUGUUUUUCAUCACGUUCUGCGGCUGCAUCGGCUCCCUGCGGGAGAACAUCUGCUUGCUGCAGACGUUCUCUGUCUGCCUGACGGUCAUCUUCCUGCUGCAGCUGGCGUCGGGUGUCCUGGGGUUCGUCUUCUCCGACAAGGCACGCGGGAAAGUGAGCGAAAUCGUCAACAACGCCAUCGUACAUUACCGGGAUGACUUGGACCUCCAGAACCUCAUUGACUUCGGCCAGAAAGAGUUCAGCUGCUGUGGUGGCGUCUCCUAUAAAGACUGGUCCCAAAACUUGUAUUUCAACUGCACGGCCCACAACCCCAGCUGGGAACGCUGCUCUGUGCCUUAUUCCUGUUGCUUGCAAACCGACGACCAGUCGGUCAUCAACACCAUGUGCGGCCAAGGGAUGCAGGCUUUCAACUACCUGGAGGCCAGCGAGUUCAUCUAUACCAACGGCUGCAUCGACAAGCUGGUGAACUGGAUCCACAGCAACCUCUUCCUCCUGGGCGGAGUAGCGCUGGGAUUGGCAAUUCCCCAGCUGGUUGGUAUCCUGCUCUCCCAGGUCCUUGUCAACCAGAUCAGAGACCAGAUUAAGCUUCUGCUCUACAACCAGCAGCACCGAGCCGACCUCUGGUACUGAAAGCGCUCGCUUGCGGGGAAAUCAGAAAUGAGAAAUGUAUUUAUUUGUGGCCUUCCCUACGACCAAACCCU
Molecule: messenger RNA, 1018 nt
Organism: Lacerta agilis (Sand lizard)
Lineage: Eukaryota; Metazoa; Chordata; Lepidosauria; Squamata; Lacertidae
Gene: TSPAN33
Product: tetraspanin 33
Exons: 8
Coding region: 90-947 (285 amino acids)
Cellular component (GO): membrane
Source: RefSeq, a predicted model, not a curated record